GGACCCUGAGCCUGAAGCCACCGGGGCCGAAACUGCGCUUUUUGCAUGAUAUUCACCGCUGGCUUUGGCCUGGGUCCCGGCUUCUCCAUCGCAUAUAUCGCACCCGACUUUAAGGCAGGGUUGGCCUAGAUCUCAGCCUGAAGACGACGACUGCCUCGACUAUUCCACCUCCCCAACACCACUCCAUCCACAAACUCGCACGACAACGCGCCACCCAUCGCCAUGACCAGCGUACUCAAGGGCGGCUUCGGCUCGCCCAGCACCGCCUCGCCCGAGUCCCCGAAUACAGGCACCGAGUUUGUCAACACGAUAUGCCCGCUCAAGGGCGCCCUCGACGGCUACGACAACUCGCUGCCGUGCUCCCGGCAAUCGAUACAUGUCCCGCCCAACUUUUGCGACGCCAUGGCCGUUCGAGAGGACGUCUUUGGCGAGCAGGGCGUCCCUCUGGAAGCCGAGUUUGACCAAGACGAUGCGCGCAGUUGGCACUGGGUUGCCUACGCCUCCGUCGCCACACACCACACCACACCUCCCAAGGUGCUGCGCCGCUCCGACUCGGGCAAUACGCCUGCCGAUGACGCCCGCCGCGCCUCUGCUACCGCUACGCGUGUCCCAGUGGCGACGAUCCGCCUCAUUCCCCCGCCUCACGGCCCAAACAAAUAUAUCCAACAGCACAAACCGGACAAGCAUCCGGAUGCAGAUCCCCCGUCGCAGGACCACGAUAACAAGCACCCAGCGGAGCCUUACAUCAAGCUUGGCAGACUUGCCGUUCGCGCACCCUAUCGUGGUCUCGGUCUUGCCAAGCUGCUCAUCAAUACUGCCCUCGACUAUGCCACAUCGAACCCUGAUGCAAUCUACCGACCUCCAUCCCCCACGGCACUAGAAAUGGCCCAGAUCCUAGGCCAUGCCAAAGAGAAGGAGAUUACAUGGCAGGGUCUUGUCAUGAUUCACGCCCAAGCAAACCUGCAGUCCAUGUGGGAGAAGCACGGAUUUCAUGAAGAGCUAAAGAACGAGGAAGGCGAGGUCGAAAUAGCGGCUGAGCCUCAUUGGUUCGAAGAGGGCAUUGAGCAUGUUGGAAUGUGGAAGAGGCUUCCUCUGGAGAAACGGAAGAGGUUGUCUCUUUCGUCUCUAGAGUCGAGCUAAACACGUUUUUAGGCCGUCACAGUACCGCCCUUGCCUGCGACACUCCUCUCCAUAUUACAUUAUACCCUCUCUAACGACGCCACGAUAUGUUCACUUUGGGUUUUAGUUUAGACGGAGGUUAUUUGAUUAAGAAUAAUGCAGACCCG
This is a messenger RNA of Exserohilum turcica Et28A, 1286 nucleotides long. RefSeq lists its product as uncharacterized. NCBI's taxonomy places the organism in Eukaryota, Fungi, Ascomycota, Dothideomycetes, Pleosporales, Pleosporaceae. Gene Ontology annotation, molecular function: acyltransferase activity, transferring groups other than amino-acyl groups. The record is from RefSeq and is a predicted model, not a curated record. Bases 223 to 1140 code for a protein of 305 amino acids. The transcript has a single exon.